Messenger RNA from Porites evermanni, 15443 nucleotides. Lineage: Eukaryota; Metazoa; Cnidaria; Anthozoa; Scleractinia; Poritidae. The record is from the annotation of a GenBank genome assembly.
AUGAUGGUCUCUGCUGAAGAGAAAAGAUGGAUUGUUGUGGGUGUUGCCAUGAACAAAGUUGCUGCUCCUGUUUUGCGGGUUGCUGUCACAAAUGGGAUGGAUACAAACUGUAGGGAUCUGGACAGACAUUGCCAAAGUUCAACACCACCGUCUAGCCUAAAAACAUUAAGCUACGGUACCGUCAGAGCGAAUCCAGUCAUAUUUAAGGACCUAAAAUUUCAAAAUAUCAACAACAAUAAUCUUGUGCGUGGUACAUGCAACUACAACUUCAACAUUAAUUCUUCCGUAGACUUAGCCAAGCUAUAUCUACCAGGUUAUCUGGCUCAGUUUUCAGCCUUCGAUGAGUCGUUGGACAUGACUGCCCUCCUUCGCCUGUUGGGAUUUAAGAACUACAUGCCUUCCACUGUGUUCUCCCUCCACACUCAAGCGUGCGCUGAUGAUGUCCGGGAAAAUGUCAGAAACAAAUGGGGCCAUGUUGAUGUAACCGAGUGGACAGAUGCCCUGUUCAAUGAUUGCUUUAUCAAGCUGGAGAAAUUGCUGAAGAGUCUGGGACUGACGGCUACAGUAGAGACGAAAGCAUUGGAGCAACUUGCUGAGUGGCAAACACAAGGUAACAAUUUUCAGCCGAAAAGUAUAAAAAUGUAAAUACCAAAAGCCUUAAUGACAAAAAAGUGAGAAAAAAAAACCUUUUUCUUGGCCGUUGUCAGUUUAAUUAAUGAAGUGGAGACCAGGGGUCGUACCUACAACGUGUUUAAAUAAGCUUAAAAAAUAAGGUCGAAAGCAGGACUCAAUGUUGAUGCAAAAUCAUGAGAAAAUAAGUUAUGGCUCAGUAUAGGUUUGGAUGGGAACCGUAUGCGUCUGAAGAGUCAGCAGUAUGUCCAGGGUUAGGGAUGUCACUUAUUGGGAUAAAGUGGUCUAAACUAAGCGGCAAAUUGUUUUUAAAAGGGAUGCUCUGAGGAGAAAUUUCAAGUCUACCCCGGUUCCUUCGCUCAUAAUCUUCAAAGGAAAUAUAAUUAUCUGUUGUUUUCAGUCUACAGUUUCGUUAGGUACUCAAGAAACAACAACAAAGAAGUGAAUUUUUUGUCGUUAUUGUUAGUGGUUUUUGCUAGAUAUCCACUUCGGCGAAUUAACGCCUCCUAGUCUCUUGUUUCCUACAGGCUGUCAGUUAAUCAUGGAAAAUUCCGUGGUGAAAGAUGCACUCUAUUUGUUACAAGAUGAAGUGAGGGAUCUCAUCAAUACUAUGGAGUCCACUCUUAAAGAUCAGGAAGCAUGGCAUAAGAAAAUGUUGGAUGAGUAUCACGAACAACUGGAUAAAGUGGAAGAGAAGCUACAAAAAUAUUCAGAAAAUGGAAGUGAAGAGAUAAAAAACGUUUUGAAAAGACUUUCGUCUUUCGAAGCUAACUUAUCGAUGCGACUUCAAGCGAUAGAAGAAGGCCUUGCUGACACAUAUGGAAGAGUCGAACAACUGGAGCAGUAUCAAGAACAUUUAAAUCGACGAUGUGACAAUGCUGACGACAAGGUGGAGAAAAUCGAAGAUGAAUUAACAAAAUUGAAAAUAGGGGCCUCUAGUAAACUUGGUAAGCGAAGAUUUGACAUUCCUUGCCAUUUAUUGAGAUGAUAUUUUUCACCCUUUUUCAUAGCAGCUUUAGCAUAGACCCAACUAUCUUUUCCCACAUAAUAAUUUAAAAGCAAGCCACACGAAUCUCCAAUUAACAGAAAAUAACCUGAAUUAAGAAACUCUAACUUUGUAGUAGAACGUUUCAUUUUUGCUUGGUGUGGUGUUUAUGACGUAUGUUUAGUAUAGGCCCCAAGUGUCAAAUCUGUUGAUUGCAAUGUUAAAUAUUAAAAUAAGUGUAGUAAACGGAUUAUAAAAAAAUUAUAAUAUUAUAAAAUUACCAAGUGUUGAUUUAUCUUUGGUUACGUGAAAGCUGAUAUUAGUUUCCUACGCUCUUGAAACGAUUAUAUUUUUUCAGAACAGUUAAAAAAAAUAAGCCACUAACUCCGGCUCCCUGUGUCUUGCAUCCAAUUCUCCGAUACACGGAUGUAUGCAUAGACAAACCAGGCCCUAUUUGAGUCCUUUGGAAAGGAAAAAAAAGUGAGAGGGGACGUGCAUUGCUUGUACUCUAACAGAAGGGUCUCAAUGGGGCGAUAGCUUUAACGGUUGACGGUAAUUUUUUCGGGUUUUUACAGCUGACGGUUAAAUUUCAGAACUUCUGACGGUUGCUGGUUAUUAAGUGGAAAUUAAGUCUAAGUGUUAAGAAGAUAUUAACUUCUGUAUCAAUUAAUAGUAACUGUUGGGCUUUGAAAUUUGUUUUCACACAUUAUGUUAUAAGUUGCAAGGUCUUUACAGCGAAGCUCUCGCUUUACGCUGACGUGGAUAAUACAAAAAAGAACAAGAGCCAGAUAUAAAAAACAAGCAAAAAAACAAACAAAAAACCAAAAGAGACGAAUUUCGAUAAAAGAACAAUGGAAAUUUUAUUCCGUUGGUGAGAAAAUGUAAUGAGAAAUGCUAGCGGCCAGUAAAGUGAAAAUGAGCGGCAGUGAAAAAAAAAAAAAAGCGAACGGGAAUAUAAGCAGCCAAAUUUUUGUUGAGCACAUACGACACUGAUUUCCUCCAUAAAACGAGUAAAGAGAUAGUUUAAAGUUGUAAUCGAGCAACAACAACGGCAGAAAAAUGUACAGAAAAGUGUGCUUCACGUGCAGAAUUGUUUCUUUCUUCCUUUCUUUUUUUUUUUGGUUUAUUAGACCAAUUGUUUUCGUUGAAGGGCGCUUGGCUCUAAGCCCUGGCUAAAUCUAUAUAUUAUGUCUAGAAAGAGAGUUUCUGAGAACACGGGAGCUGAUUUUUCCAGUUUAGAGAUUCUAUGGGAGCCAAAAUCUGCGAAGAUAAGCUAAAACAGUAAGAGUUUAAAUGUCUUGAACGUUUUGACGGUUCAAUUAAUCUGCCUUUAUUUGCGGUUAACGGUAGAAAAUAAACUUUUUUGAUGAUUGAUGAUUAAACUUCGGGGCGUUUGACGGCUGAAGGUUAACCCCAUUGAGGCCCUCUAAAAGACACACCAACAUGACACAACGCAAAGACAGGUGUCAUUGGACACUCAAGCCCUACCAUGACUUGGCGGUGAGUGCAGUGGUUCAAAUGUGCUCUGCAUUUUUCCUGUUCCAAUAUUUGAAAUUAUGUUCAUCUUUAGUUUCAUUGCUCGUUGAUAAUAAGCUGGGACUCCUAUUUCUACUGUCUGACAAGAUGUUUGUAGUUGAUUGUGUAAUUUAGUUAUGCUUUCACUCUCUUAUUUGAAUCACACUCCGUUUUUAAUAAGAUUUAUCAAUGACACAAAUUUAUUCAUAAAACACUUGAAAAAUAACUGAAUAUGAUUUUAUCACUCAAUUUGCAGAUUACUGCGAGGAAAAUCAGAAUGUAAUCAUUAACAACCAUGUGUCUAACAGUACCGGUAAUAUUGCUGUUGGAUCCUCUCCUUGUAUAUUGAUCAAAGGUCAGUCUAUUUAUCAUAAAAUAUAGACAACCAUUUGUUAUUUCCUUUUUUCGCUAACUGUUGAGCAGAUGUCGUUUCAAUUUGCUGCUAAUUUUCCAACUUCUUUUCAACAAUAAUAUGCUGCUACCUUUUUAGGCAAUACCGAUAACUCAACUCAGCCACCAUAUUCGAGUAGAGAGGAGCUUCAAGAUGAAGAGGACGUGCCAGAAAUCCACUUCUCUAGACAAGGUGAAGGCGAAAAGUGUUUGUGACAACCUCGAAUUCGUAAAAAAGAGCUGAGAGCAGUUAUAAGUUUCAAAUGAGCCGCGUUGUUGAUAAUUUCGGGUAUUUUUAUUACCAGGUUUUCAAUUGCAUCCAAAAAUUUAGUCAUAAUGGAAAAGCGAAGAGAAUAUACCUCCUCUGAAUUAGGAACAAUAAAUACAAAUAAAAUAGCCACAACAAAUGGUAAAACUUUACACUUGCACGACGUCCUUUUACAUCAACAACUUGAAAUGGUCGGUUUUCAGCUAGAAGUCGCCGUGAAAAACGAACGUGGCCGCUUGCCGAAGAAACGUGGGAAAAUUUGGGUUCUAUUGCACUUCUUCUGAGAACAUGUUACACACACAUGUCAAAAAAUUAGAACUCACUUUAGCAAAGUGACGAGGUAAGUCUGACUGUAGAAUAAAUGGAAAGUCUUUUUAAAUUCUUUUUCGGCAAGGAUGAAAAAAGCAGUGUGCGACAAAUGCAGAAUGUAAGCUUGCAUGGCAGACGUCAAAAUGAGGAGGGAAGGAAGAGAAAGAGUGGGGGAUGGAAACAUGUUAAUUAUUUCGCAGAAAAAUGUACGUCAAUCGAGUAGCGACUUCACGUUAAAAUCGGAAAAGACACAUCUCAAAUAACUUGUUAGGCAGGUGGGGAUGCCCUAAAGGUUUUGACUGGCCAAACACUAACUUCAACUUUGAAGUUACAAUGCCGUUUUUUUUGCCGUUAAGUUAUAGUUAUUUAGAUUGUAGGUGACACCCGGAUUUUUGAAAACAGGGUUAGCGAAAAAAUCAACCCAUUCUACUACUUGGUGAUUUACAGGUCCUCCCCCGUUUGUGUUAUCUUACUCAGACGGUGUCAUUUCAUCGUAUAGCCGUGCUCUUUAAGAAUCAAAGAGCAAUUUUUAAUGAAAAUGUUGUUUUGUGCAUUGUUUUUUAGAUUCCGCCCAAGAAAGAGGUAGCAUAUACUCCGAUGUAUCCGACGGUAAGGUUUAUGUAAUCUUACUGAGACGGUGUCAUUUCAUCGUAAAGUCGUGCUCUUUAAGAAUCAAAGAGCUAUUUUUAAUGAAAAUGUUGUUUUGUGCAUUGUUUUUUAGACUCCGGCCAAGAAAGAGAUAGCAUGUACUCCGAUGUAUCCGACGGUAAGGAGGGCAGUCAGUCAACCCUAAAAUCAAUGUUUUGUUUGUGGGUAAAGUAUUUUCCACAGAUAACUGAAAAUCCGAUAAUUGAUACUUGAGCUAAUUAACCGAGACACUAACAUUUAACUCUCAGCAUGAAUAAAACAAUAAAAAAAAAACUAUAUCGUAGCGAUUCCGCUUGAACAGAACUUAUCUUUAAAACAGUAAACUAGAUUAUAUAAAAUACUUUGGUAAUAGUAACAACAAUCAGUCCUGUUUGAUUCCAACAGUUGUCUUCAAAUCAAUGUCCUUCUCAUGAGAUAGCGUAAAGACUUGAUAGUUCCACGAAUUACAGUACUAAAUAACUAUAAGAAAACAAAAGACUUACUUUGGUCAAGGACUCGCACCAAAAGUAACAAAAAAUAGCAAUCUGGCAGCAGCAAAAUAUCUUCUGAUAGCAACUCCAAUGAUAGCGGGAUAACUUGUAAUUUCUAGUAUUGUGUUGCCUCUUUUAUAAUAGAUUAUACGUGUACUAUGCCUAGGGCGUUAACUAAGUAAAACUGUACCUACGCUUUGCGCGUUUCCUAGCGGAAAGUACCGUACCAUAACAUAAGCGUGAAAACCUACGAAAUGUUUCUAGAAAGAUUGAUAUAAUCACGUACUAUAACCAAAAAUUAUUUCUUAAAGUAACUAAACAUAUUAUAAGGCAAAUGAACAAAAGAGCGUUUCAAAACUAACAUUCCGGCCCCUUAAAGGCGAUAAAAUUAGCCUUUACCAAAUAACUAUAUAACAGGUUUGAAACGCUUAAGCUAACAAACUAUAGAUUGUAAAAUAUAAUGUUCAUAGCAUAAGCUAAUAAAUGCCCAUUAUAACAAGAUCUUACUGAUCCUUGCUUGCGUCAAUUGCGUCCUCUGCACUUGACUCCAGUAAAACAAUCUUGUCCACUGGUCGCACCAGCUCCGUUGAUCUGGUCUUGACUUUAGCUGAAUGUACUAAUCCAUCCCCACGAUUGCUGUAGACUUCAAUUACUUGUCCUAAUGGCAAGAUACUGCGGGGCGUGUUCUCGCCCAGAAGCAGCACAAUAUCAUUUACAGCGAGAUUUCUCUGUGGCUUGUUCCACGUUUGGCGUUGCUGUAACGAAGGUAAAUAUUCUCGCGUCCAUCGUCGCCAAAACAGGUUGCUGAGAUACUGUACUUGGCGCCAUCGACCACAUCUAUAGUUAUCCUCUCUUGAAAACGCUCCGGGUGGCAUUGCUGAUCCUCCCCGAAGUAGCAGCAAAUGAUUGGGGGUGAGUGCGUUGCAAUCUCGUAGAUCAUCAGACAUCUUUGUAAUUGGUCUUCCAUAUACGAUUAAUUACACAUCAAACAUCAGCAUGCAUAGGCCUUCAUCGUCACGAACGUGUUUCCUUAAGUAGCGCCUUCAUAACCUUCCUUACUGUUCUGAUACAUCUUUCCCAUACUCCUCCGUGGUGAGAAGCAGCGGGUGGGUUGAAUUUCCACUUGACAUCACGUUGGAGCAAGUACUCGUGAAUUUGAGCCUGGUUCCAUUGUUGCAAUGCUUCACCUAGCUCCUUUCCGCAUUUUACAAAGUUUCCUCCGUUGUCUGACCUAAUUUCUUCUGGACGUCCUCGCCUUGAAAUAAAGCGACGUAGAGCAUUGAUAAAGGAUUCAGUGUCCAUAGAGUGUACAACUUCAAUGUGGACUGGACGGAUGGCAAGACAGGUAAACAAUACUCCAUAUCUCUUAGCUGUUGCUCUUCCUCGACGUACUUAGAAGGGGCCAAAACAGUCCACUUAUAUGUGAAUGGUGGCUUUGAAGGUGUUAUGCGAUCUUCUGGUAAGCUCACCAUCUUUUGUUGCAUAACAGGUGCUUAACGUCGCCGGCAAUUAAAACAUUUGUUGGUGAUGUUACGUACAAACGAUCGAGCGCCGAUUAUCCAGUAGCCUUGUCUGAGUAACGAUAAGGUGUAUUCAACUCCUGAGUGCCCAGAAGCUCGAUGAUAGUAAUCAUUGAUGAGGUUGACAACGUGAUGCUUCUUUGUAAGAAUAAUUGGGUGUCUUGCGUCGAUCUUGAUUGGUGCAUUGUGGAGACGUCCUCCAACUGGUAUGAAGCCAUUUUCCAUAAACGGGUCAAGUUUGUAGAUAUUGCUACCCUUCUUCACUGCCGUUUUCUUGUCUUGUGUUUCUUGAGUGACGCGCCUAAGGGUUUGCAUGUCUUCUUUGAAGCUUUGGUUCUGCACGUGCUUAAUAAUGACUUCUUCGGCGUCCCUUAUCUCGCACACAGUUAAGGGGACAAUUUCAAUUUGCUUGAUUGGAGGUUGAUUUUCUUAUUUUCUUUGCGCAGCUGGCUCUGUCUGCGUAACAUGCCUUUGUAGCGUAGAAUCCAUGCCACGACCCUUUUCAAACGGCGAGUCCAUGAAGAGAAUCUUUGAAAGGUUUUGCUAAUGCAAUCUUCGGUUUGUUCGCUUGUUUCACUUGCAAAUGCUUCAGCAGUUUUCUUUACUUCAGGAUCAUCGGGAGAAAUCUUACCCAUGCCUGUGGAUCUUUGUGGCCAUUCUUCUUCAGGUUGCUUUAGAAAGUCUGGUCCUUGUAUCCAGCGUUCAUUAUUUAACAAUGCUUCAACUGUCAUCCCCCUUGAUGCUUCGUCGGCGGGAAUCUGUAUAGUGUCAACGUGCUUCCAUUGUGUUGCGGUGGACUGGUCAAGAAUAGCUGAGAUACGAUUUGCAACAAAGGUCUGAAAUCUUUUAUCCUUGUUUUCUAUGUAGCGGAGGACACAAGUGCUGUCAGUCCAGAAAGUAGAUUGGUCGAUUGGCAAGGUGACUUCUUGUUUGAUCAUCCGAUCAAAUCUUGUAGCUAGAACCGCUGCGGAUAAUUCCAUCCUUGGAAUCGUCAUAGCCUUGAGUGGAGCCAGUCUUGAGUUUGCCAUGAUGAGAGAGCAUUGAACCUGGCCAACUGCAUUGAUCUGACGCAGGUACGAAACUGCUCCAUACCCUCCCAUGAUUAGAAGCAUCUGAGAAGUAGUGAAGUUCACAUCGUUUUACAUCUGAAAAUUCUUGGGGCUUGAAGCAUCGCGGUAUUUUAAAUUGUUCCAACUUGGGUAGCUCUCUCAGCUAUGCUUCCCAUUUCUGCUUGCUUGUUUCAGGGAUCGGGUCAUCCCAACCGAGACCCUUAACACACAAAUUUUGUUGUAUUGCAUAUUGUAUAUUGUAUUCAGAAUCUAGGAAUGCAUAAGUGAGUACUUUCUUACCUUGGCCUUUUACGUUCGCUUUCACGGGAACGAUCGACAUCCCUACCACGAAUCACUUGAUACUUAAAAUGAUUCGCUUUUCACAUAGCCAUUCUUUGCUUGCGUUGCACCUGGACUUGUUGCUUGUCCUUGGUCGCUAGGUCGAUUUUCUUUAUCGGUACUGCUUGGUUUUGGGGACGAUUGUUUCUCGUGAAGGAAUGUAGAAUGCUUCCUUGUACAUCCUUCGACAGGGUAGAAGCUUCUCUUUGGACAGUCUUGAACAAAAUGUCCAGGAGUUAAACAGUUAAUGCAAAGGUGUUUACUUCGGACGAACUGAUAGCGGUUGUAUAAAUUCAACUUCUUAAACUCAUCGCAUUGAGAUAGCCAGUCAUCCUUUUGACACGAAGUUACAAUAUUCAAUAGGGUCGUCGGUAAACACGGGAAGCUCAGAUUGAGGUAAGGUCAGUGCCAUGAUAGCCUCUUGUUGCUGAAGAAGUAGAAGUUGUAGAUCCGCUGUAGGUGUACUUCUGGUCGCUUCAUUGCCCAUUACAGGAAAUCUCGUGUCUCCGUUUUUCCACUCGGGUGCUUCUGGAUUGAAUGCUUUGGUCUGUAUGGUGAGUUUUUCAACAAAUGCGGGCUCUGUUUUUUCUUCCUUGGGUUCAUUUUGGCUUUCUAGCUUGUUUUCCAAAUUUGCUUCUGUGAGUAGGGGAGUCGGAGGUAACUUCUUAUUUUGAUCGCUUGCGUGAGGCGAAUUCGCGCCAAUUUCGACUUGUGCAUACGCGUGUUCUUCAGCUCAUGCCUUUGCUAAUUCAGUAUUAGCUUGAGUUCGUUUUUGCGCUGACGCAAUUUCCGCUCCUCUUCCUCAAUCUAAUGAAGCAUUUUCAAUGUGGCGGCUUCCGCUUCUAGAACAGCCUUUCUAGCUGCAGCCUUUACUUUGGCGCUUACAGAGGUGGUGUAUGAUAAUCGCGAUGUCUUAGACGCGUGCGACUAGCGUGACACGCGCGAGCGCCGGCCGACGUUUGAUAUACUGUCCUCUGGACGUACUUCAAUUGAGCUCACUGCUCUUGUAGCUUAAAUACCGGUUAGCCAAAUUUCCAAGUUUAUAGUCGUUUGUUUGAACAAGAAUUAACUUCUUUGAAUAAAAAUCACAUACCAUGGAAUGCAUUGAAGAGCGUGAGUAAACAAUAAAGGAACAAAAUAACACCUUCCACCUCACUGCCAGCGAAGUUUAAAUCACGGCUCUGUGCCACCGACCCUUUUAAACUGAUAUAAAUUAUUGCUCUUUUCAAGCAAAAUUCUUGCGCUUGGAGCGUAACUUCUCUAAUAUGAACGCGCUGUUUACUUGUGUGAUUUAAAUCAAACAACAGAAAGCUCAUUUUCAGAUGACGAUUAAUAUAUUGAAAAGGAACAGCAAACAACAGACUGAAAAUAUCGCACCUCCUUUCACCUCACUGCCCACGAAGUUUAAAACACGGUUCUAUGCCCCCGACCCUUAAUUGCUGAUAUAACUUGUUGCUCUUUUCAAGUAAAAUUCUCGCGCUUGGUGCGUAAGUUCUCUAACAUGAACGCGCUCUUUACUUGUGCGAUUUAAAUCUAUAAAAAGCCAAUUUUUAGAUGACGAUCGAAACACUGAAAAGGAACAGCAAACAAAAGGCUGAAAAAAAAUCGCACCUCCUUUCACCUCACUGCCCACGAAGUUUAAAAUACGCUUUUAUGGCCCCACGUCCCCCUGCUGAUAUAAUUUGUUGCUCUUUUUAAGCAAAAUUCUCGCGCUUAAUGGUGCGUAAGUUCUCUAACAUGAACGCGCUGUUUACUUGUGUGAUUUAGGUCUAUAAAAAGACAAUUUUCAGAUUUCGAUCGAAGCACUGAAAGGGAACAGCAAACAAAAGACUCAAAAAAAUCACACGUCCUUUCACCUCACUACCCACAAAGUUUAAAACACGGUUUUAUGGCCCCGCGUCCCUUACUGAGCAUGAAGCGUGACUGCAUGAAGCCGUUAAAGCUACAAUGCCUUUUUCGCGUUGUUGCGUUCACCCGCGUUGCAUUCUUUUUUUUUGUUAUUUUCUCAAACGCAGGUUAAUAAAUUUCUUCUUUAAAUGGACAUAGAUUCGGGACUAUGUGUUGUGACAUAGCGAUGUAGCUUAAAAGAUUUUGUCGUGAAUUUUGGCUUAAAAAAUCACACCUUUCUGCUUAAGUGCCGCUAGCAUAAGCAAAAACAAAAGAAUUGAUAUUCACCUCUCUGAGAACAGUUUUUGCCAGAAUAAACUUUUAAAUGAGGGCUCUUUUACGUCGUUUAUGUUCAGUGCAGCGGCGAUAUUUCAUUGCGGCGUAGGCCUCAAAGUACGGACUGCGCGUGCAAAAUUUAUACUAGGUCUUUUUCCGCGAUCCUAUUUCGAUUUAAAGUCACAGUUCUCAAGAUACAAGCGGAUUGAUUCACAAAACAGUUUUAAAUACGCAUUCGUUUAAGUUCCUUGUAAAUCAUUUGCAGUGAAUUUUGCUGUUAGAACUAUUCACUGGUAGGGUUUGUAUUUGGGGGAGUUGCCAGUUUAAAAAUCACACCUUUGUGCGGUAAUUAUUAUUGCUACAAAGCAUUGUUAUUGCUGAGUUGUGGUUAUUCUCAUAAAGCAAAUGAUAGGAUGGUAUAUUUUGUAAACUGUUUAAAUAAGGUAGACAAAUAUGUUCUAAAACAGCAAAACAGGGUCGUAAAGUAGUAUCGGGCUAAAAUAUACUGAACGGUGCGGCCUCAAUGUGUUUAAGAGAAUCUGAAAUAGUGCGGACAUCAUGCUGAUGCGUACAUGAUAUAGAUUUCGGUAGCGCGAAGAAUGCAAAUUAAUUCCUUCUUUCUCUUUAGAAGUGUCUUAGCAAAGCGCGAAGGACCGACAUAAAAUGAUCUGAGCGACGCGAUUUUUUUGGUUAUUUUGUAUCCAACCCCGUCACUUUUGCGCGAUGACAAAAAGACAAUUGCGGGAGCCACCGCGGAUUAUUUUGCAGUGUACUUGAUCAAAAAAUGAGCUUAACUUCUAAACGUAAAAAGGUUAAGAUUUUAGUUCACUGUCUCGAUGCUCACAGUUGUGCGAUUAAGAACCUGAAGCAAAAACAAAUUAAGUUAAAGACUGCUCUCAGCUCCGCACGGACUAAAUUUGUACGAAGUUCAACUUCUCCCUUCGGUACCCUAGUGAAGCAUCAUUCUUCAUAGCGCAAUGUAGCACUCCCUACACCCCUGGUUCGCAAGUUUGUCACGCCGAAGGUUUCCGAUUAUUCAAACAAACUUCGGCUUGGUCUGGGCGGGUGUCACCUGGAACAAAGGGCCUAUUGUUUGAACGUUAAUUGGCAAAUUCAGGUCUGUACAAUGGGCCAUUUCUUCAUACGUAUUUUCUGUUCUUUUCUUAUUUUUUUUUUUAACGGCCCCGACAAACAGGUAUGAGUGUAGCCUUUACAUUUAUUCAGCCUCACAAUAUCUGAUAGAAAGUUUUACCGUAAGGUGUACAUUUUCUUUGAGGACAGACAUAUAAUAGGAAAGCUUGCCGGAAAACGAUAACCUUUUUCGCUACUGUUAACUUUUUACUCAGUCUUUAACCUUCUCAAACUGUGCGGUUCGUGUUCAGGUGUUGUGCUGUUCAUUGCUGAGAAACGUGAGGCAAUCACACUACAAAUUAUAAAAAUUAAUAAUACAGCAACUUACAACUGUUUUUUUUUUUUACAAAAUUAAAGACAAAAGCAACUUACAACUGUUUUUUUUUUUACAAAAUUAAAGACAAACUCGGGUUCGAAAAGCCGACGAGUCUGCCGUUAGAAUAGAGGAUAGCUCUUUCAUAUUUUAGAUAAGCUCACUGUUUCAGUGAGAAUAUAAAGCCGUAAACAAACAACUGAAAACAAACUUCAUUCAUAAGCGGCUUUAGCUUUAUUCAGGGCACGAGAUAUGGAAAAAGAGCAGCACAUUGCAAAAAUAUUGAAUGGCAAGUAAUGAAUAAGAAAAUGAAUAGCAAUUCAAUGAAACACUGUACAAAAACAACACUUUAGUUUUAAUUCAAGAAUGGGGAGUAGCCCGUCUAAAGUUUCGCUAACAAUCUUGCGAUCUGUAGUCUCACGAUCGUGUUUUGAGCUUAUGCUAUGAAUUAACAAUGACAGAUAAAUAACUUAUUUCUUGAUAAUUUUUUAUUCAAAUACCCAUAAGUUAAUCCUAAAAAAUAAUUCGCGUAAAACACUAACUGGAUCCUGGAUCCGUUCACGCAAGUUAAAUCAGCUCAGUACAUGGGUAAAAAUCAAUUUCAAAUGAACAUUUUGUGUUUUUUUCUUUCACGCCGAUGUCAAAAUGUAGAAAACGUUCAUGAAAAGUUUCUCAAGUUUCUUCAGAAACCUUCCCACGCAACGUAAGGCCAUCCUCUUUUUUUUCUCCAUUUAGCGUCGUCCGACCCACCCAAAUUUUUGGCAUUAUCAAAAAAAAAAAAGUAACGACGUAGUUAAACCAUUUUUCACUUGAAAUAAUUCUUUUAAUCUGAAAAAUGAGCGUAGUAACAGCAUAAGGAAAAACAGGAACAAAAACAGGAACUUUUUUUACAGCAUAUUGUGCAUUUUGUUAAUCCAAAUAUGUGAAUGUUAACUUUUAACGUCAUCCUGGGGUACCAGGGACUCCUAUUCCGAGACUUCUUGUGAUUUUUUGUUUUAGGUUUUUUUUUUCAAUCCGACCGACCGACCAACAUCAGGAAACGCAUUCGACGCUAAACGAAAAAAAAAAAGGGGGGGGAUGGCCUAAUUAAGAUUGAUCUUUCUCAAAGCUCAAGAAACCGCAAGUAACUGCAAGUCAGCUAAGUCGGUCAUAAGGAUGGUUUUCAAGUCGCUUGAAAUUUUCUUGAAUCGUUUCAAUUUUCCCACUUUAAUGGGACGCAAAGUAAAGUUACUUGAGAUUUUACUUAGGCCUUUACACACGAAUUUUGGUUAAGUAAAACUUAGCAGCUCUUAAGUCUUACUUAACAGCCUAGUGUAAAGACAACCAAUGUCCGCCAAAGCAAUAACAGCUGCCAAUCGAUUUUGAAACCCAAAUCCCCCCCCCCCCCCUCGUAGUUAAACCAUCCCUCCAAAUAUAAGCCCCUUGGGGGCUUGUACUUGGAAAAUUGCCCUAAAAUACAAAGUAAAACAAAGCAAAAAAGGUAAAUUUACUUCCAACUAUAAGGCUAGCCCAAUCGAUUUUGAAACACAAACCCCCCCCCCCCUCUUAGUUAAACCACCCCUCCAAAAGGGCCUUUGAAGAAUAUAAGCCCCAGGGCUUAUUUCUGGAAUUUUACGGUAUAUCAAUAGUUUUUUAAAGACUAUUUUAGUUAGCUGUUAUCACAGCGACCACUACAAACACCUGAGUGCACCUACCAUCAACGGUGAAGAUAUCAUUGAAAUCCAGGUGCCCUGAAUACACCCCCAAAAAGUAUCAAUCUCUUCAUGCGUGUGUCCUACACUGGUCCAGGUUUUUAUAACACUGAAGGCCAAAUCGCAUUUUUGUCUGUCCCCUUCAGAAAUUAUUCUUGGGGUUAAUCCUUUCAAAACUUAACAAUAAUAUUCUUAGAAGAUCUUAGAAGCCCUCAGAGGAACUACGAUUUCUGUUGUGUAUCCAUCAGAAAAUAUGGCUAUGUUUAAUAUUCAUUCACUUCAGAAAAGAUGUUUCACCACUCUGUCAAAAGAACUACCAUUUAAUAUGACCAAUGCAAAUCUACCGUCUGAGUCUUAGCACAUGCCAAACUCACGCGACUCUGAAAUGCUCUACAUCUCAGGUUGCGCUGUGCUCAGAGAUGAAUUCGACAAACUUAUUCGAACAGAAGUUGAUGUGACGACGCACUUUCUGUGCCGCUGGUUGCCCAGGCCGUUGUUUAGAAUUGAAAAUGCUAGGGUUGUAAGAAUCAAAUCCCUGUAAUACCUACCAUUUGGAUUUUAUCAGUAGCACAAUAUGUCGCUCUUUUAUGACACAGCGUCUGUAGGGAUCCCAUGCCAUUCGUCUCCAUAUCAGAUGAUCAUAAUCGCCUUUACGGUUCGCCAGAUACGUCGAAUUACAACGUACACCUCGUUUCAUUACCUUGACGAAACAAAGGACUAAAACAACCACAUUUUAAAAGGAAAAGUAAUCUAAGAAAUAAAAACCACCACCGAAGCAUCGUUGAGAAAUCAGAACAGCUUUAAUAUGGCGCUUGAAAUCAAUAUGUCAUCCAUAACUUUGGGCCGUUCUGAAAUCAACAAGUAGUUAUUUGGGAUUGAAGACGACUGUUCUUGCGCAGUGAACGUCAACAUUGACCCAAACAAUAUCACUCCCGCUCCUACUUUAUCAGUUGCCGUAAUUUCAAACACCUAAUCUGAAUCAGCUAGGCGAGCGAAUCGUUACCUCGGUGCCUGUCAGGCUACAUGCCUAGGCGAACUUAAUUGAUUGAAAAUUUUUGGUUUGUUUUAGUGCUGUGACCACAACACUCAGACAGCGGGUAAACCAGAUUUGCACGUAGUAUCUUUCAUCUUCAGGCUGUCAUAUAUAAUAAAAAAAAAAUUAAUUAAUUAACUGAUUAAUGUAGCCUUUAUUACCUGGCACAGUUACUGAUGGAUCAAAUAUUUUACAUUUUUGGCCAUUAUUAUCAUUGUUAUAUUACUAUAGGUAUUUCUGACUUUCUCUGAGAUUUAAAUUUACACGUAUAUCAAGUAGAUUGGUAGGGUUUUUGAGAGGACGUAAGUAUACUAAUCAAUUUCUUGAUAAUCACAGUUGCAGGAAAGAAGGCGAAAGUAAUAUUUUCAUAUGACGCUAAGAAAGAAGAUGAGCUGACCCUAAAAGUGGGCGAUAUUGUUGACAUUCUGCGGGUUACUGAGGAAGACGGUUGGUGGAGUGGCCAACUAGGCAGCAAGGAAGGGCUCUUCCCGUACAAUUAUGUGGAAGUGAUUGAGUAUGAAGAUGUCGCAGAAGCAAAUAAUUCGGCCGUGGAGACAAAGCACUCAAAGUUAGGUUGGUAGUUAUCUUGAGUGGAUAUUAAUAAACUAUUAAUUUGUAUAUUCAAACUGAACUGUACAGUCCCCGAAAUGAUCCCGACCCAGAAAUGAUCCUGCACUAAUAUCCCGUUAAUUUUACGAAUGGAAUGGUAUCCUUGGAUUGUGGCUCGAGCAAAAUGCACUAACAUUAGUAACAUUCUUACCGAUGAGGCUGGAUUUUUCACGUAUUUCAAGUUGAUUGGUAGGGUUUGUGAGUGGACGUAAGUAUUGUAGGGGGUUUACGAGCAACUUUCUCGCUGAGCGUAGAGGCACCAGGUAUCCGCGUUUUCACCUUGGUGUUCUUUAACCUUUACAGCAGGUCUUAUGACUCGUUUACAGCAUCAUUUGACGAAUUCUGCUCGACAACUAACUGUAACUAAUCUUAACUACUAA